AUGUCUACAGCACAGGCUGAAGGUAGUCUAGCAAAGAUGACUUCCAAUCAAGCAGAAAACAGUCAAACGUCGACUGGUGAUUCAUAUACACAAGCAAUUAUUAAUAAAGAUCAAAGUGAACAACGAAAAGAAGAUGGUAGUAGUGGAAUCUUUUUAAUCAAUGAUCAAAAGAAUAUGGAGUCUACUGACGAGAAAGACAAAACAAAUAAAAAGUGA
This is a messenger RNA of Adineta steineri, 216 nucleotides long. The record is from the annotation of a GenBank genome assembly. NCBI's taxonomy places the organism in Eukaryota, Metazoa, Rotifera, Eurotatoria, Adinetida, Adinetidae.